Messenger RNA from Melanotaenia boesemani (Boeseman's rainbowfish), 7383 nucleotides. It is a transcript of the gene ark2cb, whose product is annotated as ring finger protein 165b. NCBI's taxonomy places the organism in Eukaryota, Metazoa, Chordata, Actinopteri, Atheriniformes, Melanotaeniidae. The coding region runs from base 2864 to 3781 and encodes 305 amino acids. The record is from RefSeq and is a predicted model, not a curated record. The transcript has 9 exons. Gene Ontology annotation, molecular function: ubiquitin protein ligase activity; zinc ion binding.
CUCCGGACAACAAAUGACACGUCUGCUUUUCUCUGAGACAAGCAGGCGAGUCAGACAGUCGUUUGGUUUGCCUGUAGUGUUAGCCAGCAACAACCAGCCGCCUGAAUGUAGAUCCGCAUGGGCUUCAACUACUCCAUCUCUCUAUACAACCCGGCGGAAUUAUAAGGAUCCCAGGAUGGUGUUAGUGCAUGUCGGAUAUCUGGUUCUUCCCGUAUUCGGCUCAGUGAGAAACAGAGUAUGGAGGCUGGCUCUACAUUCUGCAUUUAUCAGAUCUUUGUCGUCCCCCAUUGUGUAGCUAAUGAUCAUCUGCUGCUGUGUGGUGUGGCGUGGCCUCUGCCUGUUCUCUGCAUUUAGCUGUAUUGUGAAUCCCUUCUUCAUUUCCUCUUUCCAUCAGAAGACGACAUUGGUAUUAAAAUGCACCCCCUCCCAAGAUGUAUUCAGCCAUAGACUUUUCAUGUUAAGCAGACUAAAACUACAGCUAACACCUAGAACAGAGCACCUUUUUGUCUUUUUUUCUGUCAGAUUGCUGUAGCACUGAGUAAACAUUUUAGCUCCUUUCUAGAUAUCAGUUGAAUGUCAUUGUGUACCUCCCAUCCAGUCUUGAUAGACAACAUGCUGUAAAUUCCUGUAAAGUGGAUACAUUUUGCAUGAUCUCAGAUACUGCACUGCAUUGUUGAACACCAGAAUUUGGCUCAUCUUCCUUCUCUUCACACAAGGUGCAAUGUACAUUAUCAAAUGUAAGCUAUGAUUAAAAAAAAAAAAACAUGCAAAUUGGAACCACAUGCAUGCCAUUUUAUUUUAAAACUUAUCAUUUCAGCAAAUGCUGUCUUGUGACCACUUGAAAUGACUUAAGGUACACUGCACCUGCACACAACAACCUACCAUAACUGUCUCCAUUUUUGUGUAAUCCUUUUGUUCCCUUUGCAAAAUUCAAGCUUUGAAUCACACUGAAUUGUCAGGGCAAAUUAAAUUCUACAAAUGUAAAGCAGGAAAACAUUCUCACUGGUGGUUCAUCACUUCCCAAUUUACCCACUAACAUAAGACCAAAAUGCUAUCCAUUUCACAGGGAUGCCUAUUUUCCUGCACUGCUAAAGAGAUCCUCUAUUAGUAAUAACGUCUUCAUUGUUUGGUUGUGGUCUCUCUUUACCUUUUGUUCUGGUAAUAGUACUUUCAGUGCAUGGUCACAUUUAUGAUUCAUAUUUUUUUGUUUAUGUUUUUCUACAUUGACUAGUGAAAAUCCAAUGUAAUCUUUCUGUAGUAAAGAUGUACCCUUGCUGUACUGAAAUCAUGUGCUGUAGCCAACACGUCUGCUCAUUGGAUGCUGCUUUUGUUCUUUUUAACCCUAUAUGGAGCAUGGUGGGCCUUGCCUUCAGUCUAUGUUGUUUAUUUUUAUUGCAUGGAUUUAUACUAUUAUUACAAAUAAGAAAAAAAAUCCACAUAUACUAAUAUUUUUCAAUAAAGAAUAUAGUGUUUUUCCUAACCUUCAGUGUGCUUCUUGCUGAUUUCCAUUUAUUGUCCUCCCUAUUCCUUUCCCUACCUGCCCCCCACCCUCCCCUCCCCUCCCCUCCACUCCCCCACCCACCUCCUCUCCUGCUGUGACAAAGAUAGACAAUUUACACGCUUCCUCCAUCACAGGGCCUGAAUGAGUCUAUCUGCUGUCAUUCAUGGUGAUCGUUUUCACUGAGACGCUUGAAAACGCAGUCUGCAACUUGCAGUCUAGACCUGAGUCUUUAAAUAUGGCAACAAGUUCGGUUCUUGUCUGCCUGGCUACACUGACAAACUGUCAAGCUGGAAAUAAUUCCUGAAAGGCUAUACUGCUUAUACUGGAUGUUUGGGAGAAAAAAAACUGCGUUUUUUAAGCAUACUUCUAGUAAAUGCAAUGUAGACUUUGCCUAAAUCCUCUUGUUAAAAAUUGAAAAAAGAAUCACUUAACAUCUGUCAAAGAAAAAACGUUUUUCUAAGACCUACACAUUUCUAAAUUCUAAACAUUCAAGACAUAGAUCACAAUAUGUUGUCCUUAUACCCUGUAAGCAUACACUGCCUUCCUUUGGUAGAUUUUCUCAAAACUUUCCAGUCAGCUAAAGUUAUUGCAAUUUGUCAGCCGCUCCCUGAACAGAAAAUUUAAUUUUUUUAUUCUUUAAUACAAUAUUAAAUCCACAUUGGCACCAUAGAAAAAGCUAGCUGUCUUUUUUUUUUUAAUUCUUUUUCCCCUGUUCAUUUUUAACAGCAGUCUGUUCACUGCUGUUGCCAAAUAGCUGUGGUUGUUGAGAGUCAAAGUAUUCAAGCUAUUUCCUCUUAACUUCUGAAUGUUCAUGUGAAAGAAAACGGUGGAACCAUGUUGGAUCUUGAAGACAGAGAUGGUAGAUUUUAGUGAAGCACAUCUCUAAUUUAAAUGGAUUUUGUGGUUUAAUGUUUUUCAGAAAGGAUAAAUACUUUUCAAAUGUUUUAGUGAUAGAUUUCUCACAGAAAUGGUUUAAUGUAUUUACAAACGGUAAACAAUGGUUUAUAUAAUGCGUUGACCUGCUGUUAAAUGCAGAAUUAUUGAGAACGAGGCUGCAUUGAAGAUCUUGCCUACACACUGGUAGAGUUCAUCUGUUCUGUUCCUCUGUCUGAAGACCAGGAAUCGAUCCAGGUGUCGGAAACACAUUUAAAGAAACCAAAGCUCACGAUAUGUGUGCAGCACCAAAAAUGGUUGUCAUUUUCAUGGUACUUGUGGUAACCAUCAUUUUCCCACCCCCCCCCCACAGAAGUAUUUGUCACCAUAGGAUCCCAUUUCAACCGGCAACAACAACAACAGCAGCAGCAGCACAGCCAUGCUACCUCUUGCCGGCACUUCCAGUUAGGUCCUCAGGCCCCGCUGCCCAUGGACUUCCCCAUGCCCCAUCCAGGGCAGCCACAGUCAGGCAUUAACCCCCACUUGGCCCCUCCUGGCCACCAGCAUGGCCCUCCACUUCACCCGCCCCUCAACCCCCUACCUGCUCCCCAGUUCCAGGAUAUCCCUGCCCCUCCCUUCCUACCUCAGGCAUUACACCAGCAAUACCUCCUCCAGCAGCAGAUCCUUGAGGCCCAGCACCGACACAUCCUGCCACCCUCCAGUAGACGCACCCCAGAAAGAGUUCCUCACCAGCCCCACAGACUGCGGCCCGGCUAUGAGUUUGCCCCCCCUCUUCAUGUCCCACCUCAGCCUGUGGUGCAGCAGCCUCGCUACCUGGCUGAGGGCACAGACUGGGAUUUAAGUGUUGAUGCUGGGCUGCCCCCUCACCAGUAUCACAUCCACCCGCUGCCACAGCACUAUCAGCACUACUUGACCUCCCCUAGGAUGCACCACUUCCCUAGAAACAAUGCCUCAACACAAGUGGUUGUUCAUGAGAUCAGAAACUACCCAUAUCCCCAGUUGCACUUGUUGGCUCUGCAGAGUCUCAACCCCUCCCGCCACGCAUCUGCCGUUAGAGAGAGCUACGAGGAGCUUCUGCAGCUUGAGGACAGACUGGGCAGUGUGAACCGUGGAGCUGUUCAAACCACCAUUGAGAGAUUCACUUUCCCCCACAAGUACAAAAAGAGAAUACCCCAAGACCUGAAGAUGUGUCUGGAUGACGAGGAGCUGGACACCGAUGAAAAGUGCACCAUUUGUCUGUCGAUGCUUGAAGAUGGAGAGGAUGUCAGGCGACUACCCUGCAUGCACCUCUUUCACCAGGCGUGUGUAGACCAGUGGCUGGCCACCAGCAGGAAAUGCCCCAUCUGCAGAGUGGACAUUGAGACCCAGCUCACCCCCGACAGUUGAUAAAUCCUGCAGACUCUUGCGGCUUUGGAUCUGGUCUCUUAAAUUUCCAUUGCCUCCCUCUGGGGACGCUCUGCCAAACACCCCGUUUCCCCUCUGCAUCAGUCAAAGAGCCUGCCUUCUGAGACAGCUGUGACAGAGGGAUCAACAAAGCACACUCACCUACAACACAACGAGGGACGGGGGUUGAUGCACAGAAAGGUGGCUGGACUGAAGGUCAGCUGAAUGGACUUUGGCGGAUGUAAACGGUAGGAGCCGACAUGUGUGGACAGAUGUGCUGAGGUUUCACACAAUUGUCAGAUUGUGUAUCCUUAGGUACAUUUCUCCAUACAGCCGCCAAGAUAGAGGAUUCUGACUACCAACCUCCCCAGCUCAGUGUGGUGUAUUAAGGCCAUUUCUCUGCCACUAUAUCCAAACCCUUUUCCCCAGGCCUGUGAAAAAUUCUUUAAGCUGCACUCUGCCCAAGCCCUCAGCACAUCUGUACAGAACAUUAUCAAAUGAUUAGCAUGAGGUUGUGUGGUGUGGACUCUUGUAGCUGAACGCUUGUGGUGUAAUGGAGUUUAGUACUGAAUAAGUAUUUACAGAGUAACAGUGUUGUGUAGCAAGCAAAAGAUUUUUGAGAAAUAUGUUUGUGAAAAAUAAACCUACAGAGAGGGUGAAUACAGCUCUAGAGUAUUCGGUGUGUUAAAUCAUAAGCAACAACAGAGAGGGCUAGUCAUGUAAAAAGGCCAAAAAUCUCUCUUUCUUGACUAACAUGGUUUUGGAUUUACAGUUAGUAGAUGCCAUCAAAGUUGAUGCUAAACUCGCUAACUGCAGGCAUGGCUUCCAGUGAUGUGUGUAGUGUCGUAGUGAGGCCUCUUUAACCUAGAGCAGAGGCCUCAGAUGUGCAUGCUGUAUGGCAGGCUUGGGCUGUGUUGUUAAUAUUGUGGAGCAGUAGAAAACAGGGACUGUGUCUGUGCAUGUGAAACAUAUAUUAUGACUCUGAUGAUCCCACUCAUUCAUAGAGGAGGACAAGAAUGCACCUAAUUAGCCCACACCCUUUCCCACUCAUCCAGAGUAGACGAAAGUUGCCCUUAGACACUGAUCACCAGCGCAGCAUCUGUCUCCUAAUAGUUGUGUAAGAGGUUAGGAUUCAAAGUGCUGCAAGAUGAUCCGUGAUUAACGGCAACUCCUCUGUGGCCUCGCUCAUGGCAUGUUCAUGAUCGCGGGAGGCCGGCAUGGGCUUGAGGAUGCAGUGCCUGAGUCUUGCUAUCAGAGUGACAUUUGUAUUACCUAUUACCAGAACCUUAUUGCCUAUCGAACAAGCACAUGUGAUUUCUAUAUACAUUGAAUCGCCUCUGUUGUGUAUCAGCUCCUUUCAUUUGGAUCUAAGUUGCUCCCACUGUUUGAUAAAACUGACUGUGUCUGGUGUUACAGGGAAAAUACAAACUAGUUUGCCUGUGGUAUGUGCUAGAAUGUGUUUGAUUGUCUCCACCCCCUCUCUCCCAUGGUACUAGUGUAUGGUAUUGCUAGAACAACUGUGAUAUGUUCAGUGAUAGAAGCUGUGUCUCUAUACCAUGCAUGAACCAUGUUGGCAUAGUUCACUUGAAGGAGGGUGAAAGGGAGAAAAAGCCAUCCAUUUGAAAAAUACCAAACAACUGUUCUUAACAUAGAUUUUAUUUCAAUUGUCUUUUUCUGCCAUUUCUUUUUUCUUUCUUUUUUUUAAUUACCUAUAUGUUUAUUUUGCUUACAUGCCAAUUUGGACAUGGUACUAAUAUGCCGAGUCCUUGUCCAUUUUAACCAUCGUGAAGAAGAAGCUGCAAUGCUGCAAAAACAUAUUUAUUGUUGUUAUAAUGUAGCCUGUGUUAUGUAAAUGCACUAUAAUAUGGAGUUGCCUGAUUCUUUUUUUUUUAUUUUUAUUUUUUAUUUUUGGUGGUGUGGGUACUUCUUGUCCUAGAUUUUGUGUUCUUAUUCAGUUACAAGUAUUUUCAUGCUUCCUUGUGUAUUAUUGGAGGGUAACUUGACUGUUUGUGUUCAUUUUUUUUCCCUUUUUUUCUUUUUGUAUGAAACCUCCAUCCAAAAAACUACAUAUGGAUGAAAAUGGAGGUUUGCUAGUUCACAUAGAAUGCUGUGAUUAAAGAUGCCUUAAGUAUUUAACAAUCAUUAUUUAUUACUAACUGUAGCUAGCUAGCUAUUGUGGUGGAAUAUUUAAUGUCUCUAUCUCAUAACUUUGCAAUUUAAUCAAUAUAUUUAUUUAAAAUAACACAAAAUAUUAAAAAAAAAAUUACCUCAUUAUGCAUUGGUCGGUGGGGAUGCUUUUGCAUGCCGUCUGUGUUUUCUUUUUCAGAAGAGAAAAAUAGAAACUUGUUGAUAAAGUGACAAGGGGUGUCUCCCAACACAUUUUCUGGCCAGCAUGGUGCUGUUGAUCUAGAUUACAUUCCAUUCAUAUCAUCUCUUGAUUUUAUUUCAGAAUGUUUUAUCUCUUAAAUAUCACUUCUGCUUUUAUCCAUGUCAGAUUUCAGGGUACAACCCUGUUUGUCUUAGCUUGCUUUUCUCAUAUAUUGCUUUACUUGUCAAUAAUCAGUUAUAUCUGAUCACAUUUUUCACACUUUUUUCUUUGAAUUUUAUUGUGACCAUAUUCACAGUGUCCAUUAUAUCAGGAUCUUUAGUGUUUAUUAUUUUAGGACCUACAUAACAAGCUGUAUUACCUGUUCGUAUAUAUUGCUGGCAGUUGCUUUGUGUGGGAUUUUGGGGUGUAUCUAACAUGCUAACUUGAGCCAUUGAUCUUUUGAGCAAACUUCUGGUGUACUGUGGUUUUACAAUAUAGAUGUUUCACACCUGGGUAUGAUAAGCUAACUCUGUUUUGGUGUGCAUUUCUUAUUAAUACUCUACUAACCCUGCAAAUUAUUCUUACAUGAUUUGGAUUGCAAUGAAGCUGACUGGUCUUAUUAUAAUUUCAUUUCGUGCUCUCACUGGCCUUACCCCAUGCCCUCCACAGUGUACCCUGUAACUCCAGAGUGAACUGGACAGUAGCCAUAGUAUUAACUCAAGCUGAUGAACCGGAAUGAACAGUAGAACUUAAAGCACAAGCUUUUUAAUGCAUGUCCUUCUCAGGUUUUCCUAUGUGUAUGUGGGAGUAGCUCUGUAGAUGUGUUUAAUCUGAUGCUGUACCUUCUUGAAUAUUUCAGAUGUUUCUUUGCUGCUGAAAAAAUGUUGAUUAUUAACCUGCCAGUGAAAAAGGGAAGUGGCCAUCUUUGUACAACACACUGCUGUUUUGCUGUAACCGCGCAAUGUUUUAUGAUCUUGAGUAUUUUAUAGAAAAGUAGAAGUAUGUAUCAAUAAUAUGAAAGCAAUAGCUAAAUCAUAAUGAAGAAUAACAUGAUCAGUGAAUAUUGUGGAAAAUCUUUAGAUUCACUCUGGGUGGAUUUUGUACUGUAUUUAUUACUAAUGAUGAUGCAAAAAGUUGCAUAGCUUAACCCAAACUGUUCUGUCUCUUUUUUAUUUAUUGUCUUGUAUAUGAUCUUUUUGUAUGUGUUUUUCAAAUAAACUGCCUAAAAUGCUGAGAGCUCAUCUAAACUGUGGUGUUACUAGGUGUCCUGUUAUUAAAAGAAACUGUGACAAAGCAA